GCUCUGUUGACUGACAUUUUUUGUUUGUCUCUGGUCAUUAAUAAUUCUGUGUUUUGUGUGGUCAUAACUAGUGAUAUUUCGAUAAUCGAAUAAAAAUCUACACGCGUGUUCAUUUAAUGGUCACAUAAUAAUUGAUUUGAUUGCAAGAAUUUUCUCAUCUAUUUUUUUUUUAAAUUGCUAUCUUUUUACCAACGAUAAACAAUGGAAUUAGAUUGUCAAAAUGCUGCUCGUGGUGUUUGGCUAGUCAAAGUACCGAAAUAUAUUUCACAACGAUGGUCAAAACAGAAACCAAUGACCGAAAUUGGUCGAUUAAACAUUACCAGAAAUUCAUUAGGAAAAAUGGAAGUAUUGUUCAAUCUAUCCGAUCAGGUAAUACGUACAGAUCCAAAUCAAGAUUCGGCACCAUCAUCAUCAUCAUCAUCGACGUCGACAACGAAAACAUCCACUAAUAAUAAAUCAUCAUCAACAACAUCGGCUUUAACAACAACAAUAACGACCGUAUCAUCGACAUCGUCAUCAUCAUCAUCGACAACUGCAACAACAACAACAAUAGGAAAAACAAAUAAACCAACAACCACAAGUAUACCGGCUGAACAUAAAUUUGCCGUAUCAAAUAUCAAUCAUCAAACAUUGGCCAUAUUUUCACAAGAUGAAAAUAAUAAAUUAGCAUUAGAAGGACAAGUAGUACAAAAAGGUGAAUGUCGUCCAAUUGGUGAUGCACAUUAUAUGAAUCUGAAAAAAGAGACAAUACGUCGUGCAUCGCAGCCAACAAAAAUAGUACAAAAAUUGGAUCGUGCCAUCAAUAAUUUUAAACCAAUCACUUUUCAUCGUAGUGAGCUCGAUAAUGAACGGAAAAAAAUGAAUGAAGGUAAAAAGAUGCGUGAUGAUAAAGAAAUUGUACAGAAUACAUUGUUCACUGCAUUUGAAAAACAUCAAUAUUAUAAUAUUAAAGAUUUGGAACGGCUAACCAAACAACCAGUGCCAUAUCUGAAAGAAAUACUCAAAGAAAUAUGUAAUUAUAAUGCAAAAAAUCCGCAUAAAAAUAUGUGGGAAUUGAAGCCACAAUUUCGUCAUUAUGCUAAAAAUAAUAAUAAAGACAAUUAAAAACAGGACAAUCAUUUUCAGCUCUCUCAUAAAAAAGUUCUGCUAUGUCUAUGUCUAUGUCUGUGAACCACAAUAAUAAUUUCCAAAUUUUUUUUUCUUGUUCAAUUUGACAUUUUUUUUUCUAUUACCAUUUCUCUUGAAAUUCGUAUGAAUAAAUGAAUUAAAAACUUUUAAUUUGAAACUAAAAAAAAAA
Dermatophagoides farinae (American house dust mite) is the source of this 1297-nucleotide messenger RNA. RefSeq names its product general transcription factor IIF subunit 2. Gene Ontology annotation, cellular component: transcription factor TFIIF complex. Lineage: Eukaryota; Metazoa; Arthropoda; Arachnida; Sarcoptiformes; Pyroglyphidae. The record is from RefSeq and is a predicted model, not a curated record. Gene Ontology annotation, biological process: transcription initiation at RNA polymerase II promoter; transcription by RNA polymerase II.